UCCAGUAGAUCGCCAUCUUUUCACUGGAUCGUGUGUCUGUCCAACCCUCUGCAGUGUGGUUCCAAGUGUGAUUCCAAGACAACGUACACACAACGUACAAGUGUUCCAUCAGCCCACAACGAACACAUUCGUCGAGUGGCAUGUGUCCUUUACCCGACAGCAACCAUUGGCAUUUGUUAAACAACAAACGACUAAAGGAUUCACUGUUGAUUCAACCAAUUCGUGCAUCGAAUGUCCUAAGCCAAAGUCACAUGCCUAAACAUGAAUGAAGAGCUGCUGCCGUGCGAGGUGGCAAUUAGUGUCGUCGCCAAUCAAGAACCUGUGCCACCAUCAUCGACUGAUCGGAAAGCAUCUUUGACCAAGAAAUUGAGUAACAUUAGCGACAAUUUCAAUUCCAUUAUCAAUAGUGCUGUUGGAGCUGCUAUCGUCUCUUCAUCGACACAUUCAUCGUCAAUUAUCCCAUCGAGACGAUCGAGUUUGGUCGGUCGUAGUCGCAAGAAAUCACGUCGUUUGACGUUGACUCAAGUUUGCUCUGAAGAAUCACCAGUCAGUCAUCAAUAUUCUUGUGGUGCUAAUAAUCGUCCUCAAUUGCCCGUUCCAGUUGACAGCAAUUACGGUGAACAUCAACCUUUGCAAUCCGUUUCGUCGAUUGACGGCUAUGAUCAUCCUACCGUCUCCAGGACGGCAAGUUUGAUUUCUUUUUCGUCAGUUAGCAGCAGCUCAUCGUCUGCCGUCUCAUCCAUGUCGUCGUCCAGUUCUUCGUCACCCAAAUCUUUCUCUCAAAGGUCGUCCACUUCGUCGCCACGAUCAUCAAUUUCUUCGACGUCGACUCAUCCCGAACGGAAAAUCAAUCGCAUUUUUUCCAUUUUGCAUUCGAUGCAACAAACUUUUCUGCAAGCGCAGCCAUUCGCAGCAGCAGCAGCAGCAGCAGCACAACAAAAUGGACAACAACCACAACAACCCACAUCGCCACAACAGGAGCCGCAAUUCAUUGUCAUGGUACCACCGCGAUCGACGUCCGUCACCACCGUCCAUUCGGACGCCUGUAAAAGCACCCAUGGCAGCGUGAGGCCGCAGCGUUUGCACCAGCCGUCACGCCAACACAUUUAUGGAAUGGGAAGGAGUCAAGAUUCGUUGGUUUUGGCCGGUGCUGGGUCCGUCAACAGCCAUCCCAAUCACAUGGCCACGACCAUAGAUCGCAAUCGGCGCUUCGGAUCGGCCAACAGCUGGGCAGGUUCUCAAUGCUCGGGAUACACGUGCACCACCAUGACAACCAGCACUGAAGCCACCUUGUCGGCUCCUUUGGUGCAUGCCACGCCGUACCACAAGGACGGAUGGACGUCGCUAUUCAUCGCAGGUAGUUCCACAUACGCCCAGUUGUUAAUUGUCGUCUGCAUCGUGGCUGCACUGUCAGAGGUGGUUACUCACAACGUCCCAUUUCUCUACUUCGAGGGAUUUUUCACAUACUUGUACACGAUGUCGAUCCUAUUCUUCCUCUACGUUUUCGGCUAUUUGUUACGCUCGAAGAGGAGAAAAGAGGAAAAAAGAAGAUUACGUAAAAUGAGUAAAUUAAGACGUGCUCAAAUGGCAACGUCGUCUGCUGAACACGAGAAGGAUAUUCAAGGCUCUUACCGCAGUAGCAGAAGUGCUUCGAUCGCCAUGGAAACAGAAGCCAUUGCCAGUACGUCGACCCUCAAUCGUUUCAUUACUGGGAUCAGGAGCCAAAGAAGGAGGUUCAGUCGAACGGGUGACGGUGUUAAUAAUUUAGCAUUAGAAAUUGGCAAUGAAAACAGUAAUCAUGACUCAUUCAAAUCACCAAAUUUGCCUGGACCGAGUAAAAACCUGCAAUGGACACCGUCGUCGGUCGGUUUCAAUUUGGUUGACGAGUCGCCAAGUGAAAUCGUUUCAUACGCAAUGAACAGCGACAAUGUCGUCAUCCCCAGUAGUGAAACCGGUCGAAAUAGCAUUCACCAUCAUCAUAGCGGUAGCAGUAUGAAUGGAACAAGCAGCAGCAGCAAGAUCAAGAAAUUGAAAGUUUCAGACAAUGAACACAGCCAUGGCAGUUUUUUCCUUAGAGCUGGUGCCGUAGCUUUCGGAUUGGGCACCAUGAUUUAUGACGGACUGGAAUUUGGGGCCUUUCUCGAAGUACCCAGUGAUUCACCUUGUUUCGCUCUACUGCGAGGACUUAAUCCUGUCCUCCAUGCCGCAUUUGUGUUCCUCCAAAUGUAUUUCAUCUUCAUAUCAGCUAGGCUGAACAUACACAAAUUCAAAGCGAUUGCCCGUUUUGGAUUAAUGCACUGUCUGGCGACAAACGUGUGCGUUUGGAUGCGGACGCUUGUUCGAGAAUCGCUCAAAGAGAUCAAUCAUCAUUAUGACCAUCACCCGAAUGAGGCCGAAAAAUUGCACAUGACCCAACAUCAACAUGUGGCCUCAUCUAGUGCUGCCGCCGUGGCAGCAGCGGCACAACAUGAAGCGUCGGCUGCUGCAGCUGAUACACAAGCAUUUCUUCAUCACGUGGCUGAAGCUGUUGCUGCGGCAGUCGGUAGCGAAGAAGAUGGAAGUGCAUCAGUUUACGAAUUUGUCAACGAUACUCUGGCCGAAGCGCUCAGCGCUGCUAUCGAAGUCAAGAGUAAGGAAAAAACAAAUUUAUGGGAAUUGACGGGUAAUGUCUCGUGUGGGCGCCAUAUUUUCCUCGGCGAACUCAUUAUGAAAGCGGCACCCUUUCUCUAUCCCUUCUUAAUUGAGUAUUCCCUCAUUGGUGCUGGUGUCCUCUACGUCAUUUGGGCUAACAUAGGACUCAACCCAAAGUACAAGACAGAGGAGAAUGACAAUGAGGAUUCAACCUGGAACAGCAAAUCUCGUCAAUUGAGAGUUGACUGUGUUGGAGCUUCAAAAGGUCUUUUUAUGGGCCUUUUUGUCUUGACGGCCGCCCUUCUCUGUCUUAUCCUCUUCUUCAUAUUUGCACCACAACGGCAAUUUCAUCGUCUAGGAUUGUUUUUGGCCGAUUCGGCUCAUUUGUCGCUACUUGUUUUCUCACUCUGUGCCAUGGCAAUUGGCUCCUACAGAGCCCGACAUCUCCAUUUCCAUUCCGAACAUAUGGAAGAGCUGGGCAGCAUUUUACUUCGCGUCUCUGCCCUGGGUAUUUUUGCGUACUCCGUCUUCUCCAUGAUUGCUGGAGCAUUUGCAAAUCAAGAGACGGACGAGCCGCCCGUCUUGGUCUUCAUCAACGGCCUCCUGUCAGUAGUUGAAGUAACUAUGCAGAUGCUCUUCAUUUCGGAUAUGUCUAGACGACGAGUCAACACAAUGGAGCAGGACCGAGAGAAACCCGGCCGACAAGCCGUCACUUUUUUGUUGAUCACCAAUUUAACUCUGUGGCUGGUCUACACAUUUGAAAUGCAAAAAGUCGAGGCCAAUCCGGUCCAGCUCAAUUUUUACGGUUUCCUCCCUUGGGCCAUCGUGCAGCGCAUCACUCUACCGCUUUGCAUUUUCUACCGUUUCCACUCGGCCAUUGUCUACGCCGAAAUAUGGAAGAAUUCGUACCGAUAUCAUGGGCCUUCCUUUGAGGAAGCCAUGCCACAACAGUAUAUUAUAUCUUGAGGGAGUUCUUUCCUUUCUUUGUGUUGUCAUUUUCACUUU
This is a messenger RNA of Daphnia carinata, 3636 nucleotides long. RefSeq lists its product as uncharacterized. Gene Ontology annotation, biological process: proton transmembrane transport. Gene Ontology annotation, cellular component: membrane. Lineage: Eukaryota; Metazoa; Arthropoda; Branchiopoda; Diplostraca; Daphniidae. The record is from RefSeq and is a predicted model, not a curated record. The coding region runs from base 262 to 3597 and encodes 1111 amino acids. The transcript is spliced from 7 exons. Gene Ontology annotation, molecular function: proton channel activity.